AUGGACGGGGCAGAACUCAGCCUCAACUCACCUGAAGCGGAUGGCGAUGAGUUCCGCCCACGCGGGCGAGGGCGGGGACGCGGGAGAGGGCGGGGUAGAGGGAGAGGCCCGGGCCGCGGGCGGGGCAGAGGCCGGGGUGCGGGUGCGGGUGCGAGCGCGGGCGGCGCGCGCACGAGCUCGCGCAUCAGCCAGCGCGCCGCCGCCGUGCCCGCCAAGCUCAAGAUCAGCCUCAAGACGGGCGGCGAGAGCGGCAGCGGCUCGGGACGCCUCAACUCGUUCCUCGGCGAAUACGACCGCGAGCUCGACGAGAACCCCGACGAGCCGCUCGCCUUCGAGGAGCAGUUCAUCCUCCGCGUGCCGCAGAAGGUUGCGGACGGCGUCGGCGGCGAGCCGGGACUGCGCGACAUGGUCCGCGGCAAGGGCAAGGGGCUCGAGGGCGUCGAGUUCAAGUUCCUCGAUACGCGCCGCGCCGCGUUCAAGAUUAACGGGACGACGUAUGCGGCCAAGCUCGUCGACUUGCCCAAUAUUAUCGAGGCGCAGAAGACGCACGACAGCAGACACCUGUUCAAGGUCGCCGAUAUCUCGCAGAUGCUCGUCGUCGAGAAUCCUGUGCGCGAUGAAAGCAGCAUCACUGCGUCGGCAUUGAAUGUCGACGACUACAUUUGGCCGCACGGCAUCACGCCGCCCAUGCGCCAUGUCCGCAAGCGUCGCUUCCGGAAGCGUCUGUCGCGCCGCACGAUCGAGGUUGUCGAGGAGCAAGUGGAGGAGUUGCUGAAGAAAGACGAGGACGCGGAUGACAACCCUCAAAUCGACCUCAUUGACGUCCUCCCCGACCCAGACGUACCUGAUUCGUACUACGUUGAGUGGUCUGCUGAAGACCCCUAUGCUGGCUGGCGGCAGGGCGAGGCGUCCGAGUGGGGCGACGGCUACGAGGACCCCGGGUCUGUGGCUACCGGCGGGGACUGGUACGACGAGGAAGGCGAGGAAGGCGACUUUGAGGAGGGGGAAGAAGAGGACGACGAUAUGGACGAAGACCUCCAAGCUGCGCUCAUGGAGACGAUGGAGCGGAGCUCGGAGGAAGGAUCCGACGACGGCCUGUCGGACGAGGAGGACGAGGACGAUGGUGUCGCCGAAGACGACGACGACGAGACAUCGGAGCGCAAAGCCAAAAUCAAGCAGUACACGGGCGAGAUCAAGCAGCUCGAGACGCUCACCGAGAAGAAGAGAGCGGGCUUCACCGGCGGCAACCCGAUCAUUACCAAGCGCUUCGAGGAGACCAUCAAGGGUCUGCAGGACGACAUCAGCACCAAGGUCGCUGCGCGGCAGGUGCUGCUCGACGCGAUCGAGAAGGAGCAGUCGGACGCGCGCGCCGCCGCCGAGGCCGCGGUGCCGGCCGCGCCCGAGGAGCACGAGCCUGCAGACGAUGGCGGGCUCUUCGACGAGGGCGAGAUGGACUCGAACGCGACGCCGGCUGCCACACCGGGAUUGCUUGGCGCAACGCCCGCGGCCGAGGAGUACGACGACGACGACGACCUGUUCGGCGAGGCGGACGACGGCGAGAGCGACACGGGCACAGCAGCUGUCAAUACUCCCCUGCCACCUGUGGAUGACGUUGAAGUCGACCUCGAGAUGGCGCUGUUUGGGGAAGAGGCACCCGAAGACGCACAGGGCGGCGCGGGCGAUGGCGAUGAGGAGAUGCUUGAAGAGCCCGACGACGACAUGGCCGCCAUGCUCCAGGCCGAGCUUGGCGAUAACGACGCCGACCUGUUUGGCGAUAAGGCCGAUGACCUCUUCGGUGACGAGGGUGAGACGGCCGCAACAGAUGCGGCCGCUGCCGCCCUGGACGAGUUUGCCAGAGAGACAGAUGCCGCUCUUAAUGCCAGCAUGGCCGGAUUCGCGGGUGUCGAGGGAGGGGUUGGCAUGCGUCGUCUCGCCAGUGGCAUUGUGGAUGACGGUGACGACACCAGUGGGGAGGAUAGCGAUGACAGCGACUAGAUCGAGUGCGUACAUUAUGCAUGUUGUAACCAUAUUCAAGUCAUGUACAUGUCUGCGAGUCGUUCCGUUGGUACCAGCUUCGGCCAAUCUCUACCAAAGUCUAUAUACUCACUGUUCUGGGUCUACAGCGUUCAAAAACCUAGACAAUUCCCCGCUGGACUACCUAUCUCUCGCUAGGACUUGAUGCCAUGUUGUGCCCGGGAGCCGAUGCCAACCGCGCCAUUAGCCCCUCGAUCACAGGCGAGUGUGGCGACAUGCUGCGAGCCCGUGACCCAGAACGCUCACGUAUGGGCGACGCGCUGCCCUCGCUCGCCACACGGCCCCGUAUGCGUG
This is a messenger RNA of Cutaneotrichosporon oleaginosum, 2328 nucleotides long. RefSeq lists its product as uncharacterized. The record is from RefSeq and is a predicted model, not a curated record. Gene Ontology annotation, cellular component: transcription factor TFIID complex. NCBI's taxonomy places the organism in Eukaryota, Fungi, Basidiomycota, Tremellomycetes, Trichosporonales, Trichosporonaceae. Gene Ontology annotation, biological process: transcription initiation at RNA polymerase II promoter; RNA polymerase II preinitiation complex assembly. Gene Ontology annotation, molecular function: RNA polymerase II general transcription initiation factor activity.